ACACUAAGAAACUUUCCACUUAAAACAAAUGAACACAAAAACAAUGAAGAUCCAGAGAACCACUAGUCUUACAUCACUUCAUUAACUUGCUACGACUACCUUAUUAUUUGUAGACUGUAGUAGAAGAAGUAAUGGGCCUUCAUAAAUACUUGUUCCUACCAUUUUUCUCUCUGAAUGCACUUACAUCUUGGGACGAGGAACUGCCCUUCCCCAUAAGAAAGCUCCAACUCAUUUCAGCCUUCUUUAAUGCUCUGACCCCUCCUUCUACUUCAAUUUAAUGUCCUCAUUUUUUAUUUUUCUUACUGUUUGAGUUUGUACUCCAUAAAGUAAAGAUUGAAUUUUAGCCUUCCAUUGUUCAAUCUAAACUGUGCUUAGUAAUUUCUUCUAGGACACCUAUUUCUUUUCUUGCUUUCACAAUUGUUCAUUUUGACCAUUUGUCACUUCUUUGAGCCUUGCACCUGUUUCCCUCCCCUAAAAAAAGUUUGUUGUGAAAAAGAAGUUGAAGAUGAAUUUUGGAAUUAGUCCUGGAAAUGUGGCAGUUCACCAUGGAAGUUGCACUGCAAAAGUGGCUGUUGAAAGGAGGAUGAAAAUAGCAGAAUUGGUGUUAAGGGUUUUGAUAUUAGGGUUGGGUGUUGCUGCUGCUGCUCUUGUUGGCUUAGAUAGUGAGGUUAAGGUCAUCUUUGCCAUCACUAAGAAGGCUUCUUUCACCGACAUGAAGUCCCUUGUGUUCUUGGUGAUAGCUAAUGGGAUAGUUGCUGCUUAUUCAUUGGUGCAAACAGUGAGGUGUAUUUUGGGAGUGAUUACGGGAAGUGUUCUCUUUAGCAAACCUCUUGCUUGGGUCAUCUUCUCUGGUGAUCAGGUUAUGGCGUAUCUGACCCUUGCAGCAGUAGCAGCAGCUGUACAGUCAUCUGUGAUUGGAAAGUUUGGACAAGCAGAACUACAAUGGAUGAAGACAUGUGGUUUCUAUCCGAAGUUUUGUAACCAAAUUGCAGAAGGAUUAGCAAGUUCUGUGGUGGUUAGUCUUUGCACGGUGAUUCUCUCUGGCAUCUCGGCUUAUAGCCUCUUUCGCUUAUAUGGAGGUAACAAAGGAAAGAGAAAUACAAGAUGGUAGGCGAGUAGAAUAGGAAUGUGUAUAU
Messenger RNA from Chenopodium quinoa (quinoa), 1136 nucleotides. Its product is annotated as CASP-like protein 2B1. NCBI's taxonomy places the organism in Eukaryota, Viridiplantae, Streptophyta, Magnoliopsida, Caryophyllales, Amaranthaceae. The record is from RefSeq and is a predicted model, not a curated record. Bases 506 to 1111 code for a protein of 201 amino acids. The transcript is spliced from 4 exons.